GAGGCUGUAGUGGAGGGGGCAGGGCGCAAGUUAUCAUGGAGGAUCAGUAGGCAACUUGCGGCCAACAGAGAAGGGCAGCUACCCGUCUGAUCCCCGGGACUUUUCUCAACUGCUCAGCGCUCGGUUCUAAACAACCACACGUCACAGUUAAACAUGGAUAUGAAGAAGAGGAUUACUUUAGAGCUGCGGAACCGAAGCCCAGCAGAGAUUGUGGAGCUGGUCGUGGACAACAGUCGGUCUGCUGACGGCGAGGUCGAAGGUCUGACGGACGAGUUCACAGAGCUGGAGUUUCUCAGCGUGGUCAACGUCGGUCUGAGCUCACUGGCGAAGCUGCCUUCACUGCCCAAACUACGGAAGUUGGAGCUGAGUGACAACAACUUAUCAGGGUCUCUGGAGACUCUAGCACAGAAAUGUCCCAACCUGACCUACCUCAACCUGAGCGGGAACAAGAUUAAAGAGCUGAGCACGUUGGAGGCGCUGCAAAACCUGAAGAGCCUGCAGAGUCUGGACCUGUUUAACUGCGAGAUCACGUCUCUGGAGGACUACAGGGAGAGCGUGUUCGAGCUGCUGCCUCAGGUGACUUACCUGGACGGCUUCGACCAGGAGGACAACGAGGCGCCAGACUCCGAGGCCGACGACGAAGACGAAGACGGCGAGGACCGGGCGGGGCCGACCGGCGACUACGGGGAGGAGGAUGACGAAGAGGAGGAUGAGGAUGGCUCAGAGGGAAGAGAGGUGGGGCUGAGCUUUCAGGUGAACCAGGCCAAUCAGGAAGAUUAUGAGGAUGAGGAUGACUAUGCAGAGGAGGAAGAGGAGCAGCAGGGCGCUGCGGGACAGAAGAGGAAGAGAGACGUAGACGAUGAAGGGGAGGACGACGACGAUGACGAGGACAACUAGUCGUCUGUCCGUCCGUCGUCUGCGUGUCGUCCCGCCCCAUCUGGACCCAACCUCCACCCAGCAGCAGCCGCGGCGCCGCGACCCGAGAUAGUUGGUUUCAGUUUGUUAGAUAGUCACUCGUUUUUUAGAUGAAAUUAUAUUUAAAGAGAAAGAGAUUUGAUGUGAACUUUACCUGUUGGUUCCAGCUGAAGACUCCACACUUUUCCCUUUAACAAAAAAAAAGAAAAGAAAAUUGCUUCAGGGUCAAACCCAGUGUUCGUCCACAACCAGAACCCCUGACCCGAAGGCGCCGCUGGGCAGCUGACGCCCUGCUUUCCUCAGGCUGCUGCAGCUCCUGCCAAUGUCAAUCUCCAAGCACAGAAACCCGCUAAAAACACGCCUCUCGCAAAUCUUCAGGGAAAACCAUUUAAACCGAGAGCCGAUCACUCCCAAAUUCAGAUACUAUGAGAGAUUCCUGUCCACAUCCGUAACUCCAGGUUGUUUUAUUACAGAGCUGCUCAAAAAAUUUAAUAAACCCUCUGAAAACAGAAAUCCAGCUUGAAUCCUUCAGGAAACGUAUUUCUAAUAAAAUAAUCUUACAUUGCAAAGACACUAAAUCUUACCAAGUACUUUUAGUCGAGUUUCUAGUUCAAAUAUCUUAGUACUCUAAAAAUAAGACAAAACUAACUUAUAAGCAACUUCUCAGCGAAAUGUAGGAGCUUAUUCACGUCAUUAAUUCCUUAAUAUUCAUUUUAAAAAAGCACUAAUUUCACUGGCACUGUGCGUUACCUAGCAACCCCAGCCAAGCCCAGCCCUUCGCCUAGCAACCCAGUUCUAGUUCCUGGCAAAUUAUUUCACCUAUAACAGGACAUUUAACUCAGUUCAAUUAAAGAUAUUUUAUGGAUCCCAAAGGGAAAUUAAAUGUUUGUUUUUUAAAAAUUUAUUUUAAGGUUUUAAUUUUUCCCAUAUUUCAGGUGAAAUAAUCUGCCAACUGAACUUUUUCACAGAUAUUAAGGAAAUAUUUACUUUAAACAAGCUCAUAUUUCUUGGUGAAAAGUUAAGUGUAAGUUAGUUUUAUUAUAUUUCAAGUGCACUAGAAGCUAGGAAUAUACGGGAACUAAACGCUGCUUUCUAUUGGAAUAAUUUAGUAUUUUGAUAAAAAUCCACUAUAUUUAUUCAUAUCUCUGUCUGAUUGGAAGCUAUGAAUUACUGGUUUAUUUCCUAACCUCUAAAUCAUGAGUGUCCAAACUUUUUGUCACAUCAAAAUUAAGCGCAGGCCAAAUAUUAUUGUAAAAAACUAUAAUCACCCAAAAUUUGAUUUGUUUUUAACGUCCUCUACAAUAAAGUAAUCACUAUCUAAUUUAAUUAAACAAAUAAGUAAUCUGAUUUUUUAUAGGAACAGGAUAGCAGAUUAAAUUGUUUUUGUAUGUUUUCCUUGUCAAUUUUAAAACUUAUUAAUUUAUUUGGUAGGGACAAUUCACCUUUAUUAACAUUUUUCGUAAACUUUGCCAGAAUUAUCCUUCAUCCAUCGUCCUGCUAAAAACAAACAAAGGUCAUACAAGAUAAAAUAACUAAACAACACACAAUUUGUCAAUAAAUGCAAUCAGUAAAUACAAGACAAUUACAACACAAUUAUUAUUUAAAAUUAUAAGAAAUAAUUCAAAUGAAAUUAAUUAAAGUAAAUUAAUAAAAAGCAUCCAUUAGCUAAUUAUUUUAGGCUCGACUGAAGAAAACAAAAAUUAUUUUGCCUGUUCUCAGCGAUAACAGGCUGUAGGUCAGUCUUCAUUUGAAAACGUUUGCUGUAAGGUGAAAUUUAGAGCAUAAGUGAAUGAGCAGAUGUGAUUCUGGUUACCAUGACAACAUGUUUUUAAGUAGAUUUUAAUUCAAAGCCGUAGGUUUGUUCUAAUUUAUUUAAUUAACUCUUUAAUUGUGGUCAGGGUUGCAGACCCCACUUUGACCUCCCUUACUCUAGAUUAUGUCUAAAUCUUUGCAAUUCUCCUGUUUCAAAUGAUCCAGCGGCGACAAAACCCACAGAAAAUGUUUUAAAAACAAAGUGAAGAGCUGAUUGGUGCUGCAGCCGGUUCCCCGUCAGAACCUCGGAGCCCUUCAGGGAAGCCAUGUUUGUCAGGUCAGAACCACGUAGGUCCAGCCGUGUCCGCUCCUCUCCAGGUAGUGAUAGGAAGACCUGCAGCUCCUCAGGUCCACACAAGCAGACCCUGUCGUUUCGGUGUGUGUUUGACUCGUUGUACGUCGUUUUUUGUGAUAGAGUGGAAGGAAAUCUUAGAUUUGUGGGUUUUCUUUGAUUUGAGUGUUUUAUUGUUUUCUUAAUGUGUUUUUUUCUUCUUCUUGGUUUUUUGUUGUUUUGAAUCAGCAGCUGUUAAUAUUUUUAAAGCGAGGGGCUCGUUUGUUUUUUUUAACUGUCAGGUCACAAUGAUGUCACAGCUCAGACUCCGCCCACUUCCGGUUCUCAUGCUCAGAUUUUAACAUCCUUGAAUCCUUUCCUCACCUCCUCAGGCUCUCUUUGUUGUAAUCAGAAGGGGGCGCUGUGGAGCAGUAAAGUGUCAAACCAACAUAAUUGCAAUUACAGAAAUUAUUUCCAGAUUUUAUUUCCUGUUUAAUCUUUUAAAUGUUCCUUCCUUAUGUCAUUCACUUUCUCCCUCCUUGUUUUACACCUCUGUUUAUUAUUCCCUUUGUUUUUGCAACCUUUUAUCCUUUUGUUUCAAUUUUUCCGUCUUUUUUGGUUCCUGCUUCUCUUUCGUCCUCGUUUCCUUCACUGUUUUCUUCCAUCUCUUCUUGCGUUAAUCCUUUCUUUUCACCUCCUCUCUUGCUUCCUUCCCAUAUCCUACAUAUCCUUCCUUAUUCCCUGCCCUUCAUCUUUUGUCUUCUUUACAUCUUACAUUUAUUUUGCCCUUCCUUCGUUUUUAUUUCCUUUCUUGGUUUUUAAAAGUUUAUUUUCUUCGUUUAGAUGCUUUCCUCUUUUUGUUCUUUUGACUUUUUCCUUGUUCCUACUUUUCCUUGCUCACUUAUUUCCUUCUUUCUCUCUGCUUUCUGUCCUUCUUUUGUCUCUACACUGUAAAAACACAAAAUCUCACCAACUAUUUUUAGUCUUAUUUCUAGCAGAAAUAUCUUAUUAUAGUUGAUAUAAACAAAACUAACUUUUCAAUAAUAUAUAUAAGCUUGUUUAAAGUCAAUAAUUUCUUAAUAUUUAUUUAAAACAACACUACUUCCACUGGAAGAUUAUCUGACUAAAAAUGUGUUGUUAUAAGUUAAAUAAUCUGCCUGUGGAUCUAUUUCUUUUUAAAUCAAUAUUAAGCUAUUAAUUACUUUUAAAAGUUUAUAUUUCUUGUUGAAAAGUUACAUAUAAAUAGUUUUUUUCUUAUUUCAACUGUACUAAUAUAUCUGCAUUAGAAGCACUAAGGUUUUCUGUUUUUUCAGUGUAGUUUUUUCCUGCAGAUUUUGAAUUUUAAUCCUGACCUCGAUUGUAAACAUCUGCAGUACACCCAAGAUUCUUUAGAAACUCAGAGCUAAGCUAAUUUAAGGAGAAGUGAAGGAAGUGCAGGAAGCCUGAAUUAACAAAGGGAGACAUCUUUGUUUUUCUAGGACUGUCAUUUUAAACCAACUUAGGCUCAACCUGCUGUUUGAUUUUCUGUCUGUCUGUCAUUUUGUUAUUUUUAUGAUCUCUGACAGAUCAGCAUUAACAGUGUUCAUUAAAAUCUAUUUAUUUUGA
Molecule: messenger RNA, 4603 nt
Organism: Gambusia affinis (western mosquitofish)
Lineage: Eukaryota; Metazoa; Chordata; Actinopteri; Cyprinodontiformes; Poeciliidae
Gene: anp32e
Product: acidic (leucine-rich) nuclear phosphoprotein 32 family, member E
Exons: 7
Coding region: 154-897 (247 amino acids)
Biological process (GO): regulation of apoptotic process
Cellular component (GO): nucleus
Molecular function (GO): phosphatase inhibitor activity; histone binding
Source: RefSeq, a predicted model, not a curated record